Strongylocentrotus purpuratus (purple sea urchin) is the source of this 1595-nucleotide messenger RNA. RefSeq lists its product as uncharacterized. Lineage: Eukaryota; Metazoa; Echinodermata; Echinoidea; Camarodonta; Strongylocentrotidae. The record is from RefSeq and is a predicted model, not a curated record. Gene Ontology annotation, molecular function: hydrolase activity. The transcript has 7 exons. The coding region runs from base 101 to 982 and encodes 293 amino acids.
AACACGAUCCGGGCUUACUCGGACGGACCCGGGCGCGGGCGGGGUGGAUUCCCUGGCUGUAUGUUGGCCUAAACUGUACACACGAUCCGGUGGAGAAACAAUGGCUAGGCCAAGGCCGGUUAGCAUUGAUGCCCACGUUCACUUCUGGGACCUUCAAAAGUUCAAGUAUGAGUGGCCAACGGAGGAAGAUGGGCCGCUUUUUGACAAUUUUUAUCCCUGCGGCUACGAGAAGGCUCUGGUAGAGAGUGGCUGCCCUGUCAGAAAUGGCAUCUUUGUACAAGUUGUUAACAACACAGUUGCAGAAACUGAUUGGGCCUUAGACAUGGCUACCCGUCACAAAUGCAUUGUGGGAGUUGUUGGCUGGAUAGACAUGUGCGGGUCAGAUGAUGAGGUUGACCAGGAGUUAGAGAGGCUGUCAAAAAAUCCUCUUUUUCUUGGACUUCGUCACAUCUUGGACUUGGAAGAACCUGGCUGGAUUGAGAAGAAGGAAGUCAAGAGAACUCUGGGAAGACUUGAGAAGCUAAAUCUGACCUAUGACCUACUCCUCAGGCCUCACAGUCUUCACUAUGCUACCGAAAUCGCCCAAGAGUUCCCUGAUCUAAGACUCAUCAUAGAUCACAUAGCCAAGCCGAAGAUCAAAGAAGGAGAGUUUGACAGCUGGGCGAAGGACAUGAGCAGAGCGGCCAGCUGCCCUAAUGUCUACGUCAAAUUGUCUGGGAUUGUGACUGAAGCAGAUCCAACGAGCUGGAAACCGAGUGAUCUUAAGCCUUAUGUUCAGCACUGUGUGAAGUCCUUUGGUGCUCACCGCUGUAUCUUUGGAAGUGACUACCCCGUCUUCAAAGUGGUAGGUGCCACAUACAAGCAGGUUUACAAUGCAUUGAUGGAAUGCUUGCUGGACUGUACCACUGAUGAGGAGAGGGGAGCUAUCUUUGGGGAAAAUGCUGUUCGUUUUUAUCAAGUAAAGGUUCCCCUUCAAGAGUAGAUUUUGAAGGGGAUUCGAGAUGAAACCAGAAAACACUACUGGUAAUUGUUUCACUUUGUGCUUAAAUCUGUGUACAAAUGUAACAAAAAGAAUGUACAAGUAUAUAUUUUUCUAUUUCAUGGUGAGUUUUGUUCAUUUUGGAAGUGGUAAUACGAAAUAUUGUUUUAUUUUCAUCUACCAUCUCAAAUGAUCUCCAUUUGCUGUCAAUGCUCUAAUUAAUGUUUAAAAUACUGUAGAAGCCCUUAUUCAUGAGGAUUUCAUUUUGCAAAAUGUUGAAGUGUCACAAAUUUAACAACACUAUAAAGUUAGCUGGCAAUGCAUCGUGGUAUGAUGGAGAUCAAAAUUAAAAUGGCCAGAUUCUGGACUAGCAAUGCAUGUGCAAACAUGUAUAGUAAGUAGCCUGUGUUAAUUAUUCUGAAAUCAAGAGGUUGCAAAAAUAUGGUGUCCCUAACAUCUGGGAAAAUAUCUCUACACAAAAUACAUUGGCUUAAACAGUACAUGAUGUUAAAUAAUUCCAUAAAGAUGUAAAGAGAUACCGGUUAUGGGUGGUAUUCUCAAAAGCGGAUUAACUUUAGUCCAUGGUUUAAUCCACAGACUAAGUGUGCAAUGCCAA